Molecule: messenger RNA, 762 nt
Organism: Symbiodinium sp. CCMP2456
Lineage: Eukaryota; Dinophyceae; Suessiales; Symbiodiniaceae
Source: the annotation of a GenBank genome assembly
AUGGCCGCACCGGGCUGCCAGCUGCGGCGAUGUGGUUGGCACGUCCCUCUGAGGCGAUGCAAUGAGGCGAGGCGAAGACUUGCAGCCGAAAGCGAGGCACACGCCACGAGUGGUGCACGAAUUGGCCCCGCGCCAAGUCCGCUGCCGGGCUUGGCACAGCGUAUCUCCGUCGGCUUCGGUGCCUUGGGCGUCGGCGUGGGCAGCGUAGCAGUCUUGGCCUGGUGGCAGCUCCCCCGCAUCCAAGCGGUGCUGGACUCGGAGCCCGAGGCGCCGGCCAGCUUAUGGCAGCGUCUUGUGGGUCCCAGACACCCAGCCGAUCGAAUCUUCGACAAGGCCGAUGUGGACGGGGACGGGCACUUGGACCGACGUGAGCUGGCGCAGUACAUGAUGAGCUGUGGAAUAAUGGACAUGAGUGGCUUCAACGCCAUCUGGGAGGAGAUCAACACUGAGAGCAUGGAUAACAUCUCGAGGGAGGAGUUCCGGAGCUUUCAUGACAACGCCGAGCGAAACUUUUAUUUGAGCUUAUGGCGUUCACUAGUUUCCGACCCGAGCUUCCUGGGCAGCGCUUUGUAUCUCAGUGGAUCCGUCCUCUUCGCCGCUAUGCCGUACUGGUCCUUGGCUAGUCCCGCAACCAUGACAAAGCUGGGGCAGGUGUUCUACAUCUUCGGGGGCAUGCUCUUCUUGUCUCAGACACUUGAGCGCCAUACAGAUCGUCUGAGAAUCCAUCGGCGGCUGGCAGGGAUAAUGGAGGCGGAACAAUGA